Messenger RNA from Volvox carteri f. nagariensis, 2031 nucleotides. RefSeq lists its product as uncharacterized. NCBI's taxonomy places the organism in Eukaryota, Viridiplantae, Chlorophyta, Chlorophyceae, Chlamydomonadales, Volvocaceae. The coding region runs from base 1 to 2031 and encodes 676 amino acids. The transcript is spliced from 4 exons. The record is from RefSeq and is a predicted model, not a curated record.
AUGGCGGCACUGCAGAACUCGCACUACUCGUUCGGGCGCCCUUUCGUUGACAAACCCAGUUUCGAGGGGCUGCCGUCGACAGCAAUCGGUUUAGCUCAAACCUCGUUGCUAGCUGCGGACCGUGCUGCGGUCGACUGGGAGCGGGUGGAACUGCUGUUUGAGAGAAACUGGACACCCCGAUUUCAGCCCUCUCCAAACGCGCAGUCCGCAAUCCUGUCCACGCAAAAUGCGAGCAGAGGCCAGGCCCCGCUAUACGGCGCAGCGGCUGCUCCAUUGCCCGAGCCCGCCUUCGUUUCCAGCGCCAUUCAGGAUUCCUCUCCACCGAAGGCGUUGCCCGUGCCAAAGCGACUAGCCAGUUACGCCAAAGAAGAUGGCGACGAUGGCCCUCUACCGCCUGUAGUAGCUAGAGACCCUCCAUCAGCGGCAACUGUUCCGAGACCGGCCGAGCCGUUGCCAGCGCAGCCAACCCUGCCGGGCCGUGUCACACCCGAUAACCCCCCCCACGAGGCCCUUAGACCCCAGCUGGGAACCUGGGCUGACCGGCAGUACCGGCUGUUGGACCCGGUUCCGGAGCGCAACGAGUUUGGCCCGGGCAGUACUUCGGGGAACUCAGGCCCCUCCUCUAGCCACAACAACAACUCUGUGCCGCCUGUUGGGCUAGCCCGGAACGGGCAUGGCGGCAGCGGGGGUGUUGGCAGCGGUAGCGGUGGCUGCGGCAGCGGCAGCGGCAGCGGGGAUUACAGCGGCGGCGGUGGCAGCAGCAGCAGCAUCUACACCUCCAUCUUAGCAGUGCCUACUGGGAGCUCCGUCGUAGCUCCUGACCCACUUCAAAAACAAAAGCAGCACCACGAAAAGCAGCAAAACUAUCAGCACCACGAUGACUCGGUGCUGGGGCAUACGAUGAUACACGGGCGGGCACAUGUAGGGCCCCACGUACAAAACGGGGUCCCACAACUGGCAGCAGCAGCCGUUCAUAACGGCGCCGACGGCACCAUGGCGCAGCAGCAAAGAGUCCAACCCAUUGAGGAAGCCGCCGAGCGCCAGAUGGACGCGGAGGCGAUGAUUCAGGAAGCCGCCUGGCGCUGGCGUUUUACUCGACGAUGGCAGGCGGAGCAGGCGCGCACUGGCCCUGAGCAGGCCUCCGCCUCCGCGCCGCGCGACCAAAUGGAGGAGGCCCUGGCGUACCUGCAAGCCACCAACGGCACCACCAGCGUCUCCAUGCAGAUUGCUAACGUCAGCAGCCGAGGCGGCGGUAGCCAUGGCAGCGGCAGCCGCGGCGGCGGCGGCAUGUCGAUGGACGGAAGCUUGAUGCUGACGGGCAUGCCGGGAACCCUUGGAGGCGCUGCGAGUACGUUGGGCGGGGAUUGGCCGCUGGCUGCUUGCGGCAGCGGCAGCGGCAGCUUCACGUCGGGACCGCGUAUCCUGGCGCGGCAGGUUAGCGGGGAGCUCCUGGCGGCUAGCCGUGAGGUGGCGUCGCUGAACAGGCGCGCAGCGGCAGUGCUGCAGCAACAGCUGGAUUGCGAGCUGCAGGCGGAUCGCAGGGUCCAGGAGUCGCUGGGACAGGGUCCGCCCUGGUUGGGUCAUUUCAUCCCCCUCGUUCAGAUAGACGAGUGGGGCUCCUUCAGGUUCCUGAUGCUGAAGCUGCGUGACCAGUCGGCACGGGGAGGCGGGGCACCCGGCAGUGAGCGACAGCGCAUCCUCAUUCGGGGGCAUAACUACGGCACCGAGGGGCAGCUGAUGGAGGAAUGCAACCGUGAGAUCUUGUCUCUUGCCCACAAGCAUGCGGUGCCCUUCGAGGCGCCGACCUGCAUGGGCGGCGGAGUCAUGGAGUGGCGCCGCGACCGUGACCGCCACCUGCACCUUCACUCGGGCUUUGUGAUGGAUCACACGCUGCCGAUGGCGACCGGAGGGGGGGGCCUUAUGCCGGCCAACGGCAGCCGACCCGCCUCCGCCAUUGAUCUACUCAACCUGGCGGCUGCCCUGGCGCGACAAAGCUUCCCUCCUACGUACAAGAUAACUGUUCUGACGUAG